GGUUGAAAACACUCGCUCUGCUUAGACUUUGGUCCUAGAUUGUGGCGGCUGUGAGGCCUUCCGGUCAGGGCUCACAACAACAAAUCGCUCAACUGCUCGACACCGCUCUUUGGACGAUCAACACCACGCAAGCUCGUGUUACACAGUUGGUUGACGCUGUCGACCUCAAGGCACGCAUGCUGCAGUAUGUACAGGGGCCCGCAUGCCCGCGGAAGGCUAAAGGCGGAUCGCACCCUUUCGACAGAUCUCUAUGAUACCUAUCUACGAGGUCGUAGCGUCCGUCAAUAGUGCGUCUUCUUUUGUUGAGUCGUGGAAAAUGCUGAUGUUCUGCAGAGCUUCGAUGCAGCGUGCAACAAGGCAACAGCCGCAGAGCCUCAAACGUCUUUUGCCGGGUCUUCGCCGACGUACUCACUCUUUUCGUCAGUCGCCGCGCCUUCCCAUCCAAUCCUUCUCCCACUCGUCAGCACCAUCGAGAAUUUCUGCUGUUUUCACUGCCCUGAAUCCUUCCGACAAAGCAACCGCACAGCGUUCCAUCUGCCAAACCCGAACCAGAGAAGUCUGCCCUCGGCAAAGGGAUAAGCUCAUGCCAGCUAUCCCUUGUGUGGGUCACGUCACGACAAAGGGCCACUCUCAACACGCACGAACCCAUAGUUUUUCACGUUCCCAGACGGUUUCACGUGCAACUCAUCGCCUCUCCGCGCCCGACAACGCUUUGUUCCGAAAUGACCCGGGCGCGUGCUGCAAAUUGCAACGCACAGCGAGCACACCCGCGUUCCAGCCACGCAUCCAGACUCUCUUAAGACCGCAAGGCACGACUCUAUUUUGCACGCCGGCUCCACACAAUUUUCGCGCUUUGCGUGUCGCUGAGCCACGCUCGCAGCCGGUCAGCGCAACCAUGAUGCCCUGUUUGAGCCUGGGCUUCCCGCAGAGCCUCAUCUGCAGCGCUUGCUAGUGCCCUUCCUAUUGCGUCUCUUGAGCCUCUACCUGAGCGCGCUGCACGAGUGACACUGCUCGGAACUGUCGUUGCGUGGCUGCAGCGCCCAGACGCGCCCAUCCGCGACCCAUCCGAAGCGCGAUGCGCUGGAUGAGCGCGCGCGUCACGCCUGAGCAACGGGCUUCCAAAUGCGUUCCAUGCGCAUUGCAACACGGCACUAACGCCCACGUUUGCCCAUCUUGCAGACUGCAGA
This is a messenger RNA of Boeremia exigua, 1187 nucleotides long. RefSeq lists its product as uncharacterized. The record is from RefSeq and is a predicted model, not a curated record. Lineage: Eukaryota; Fungi; Ascomycota; Dothideomycetes; Pleosporales; Didymellaceae. Bases 251 to 952 code for a protein of 233 amino acids. The transcript has a single exon.